Messenger RNA from Penicillium angulare, 2664 nucleotides. Its product is annotated as metal cation transporter MSC2. Gene Ontology annotation, cellular component: Golgi apparatus; membrane. NCBI's taxonomy places the organism in Eukaryota, Fungi, Ascomycota, Eurotiomycetes, Eurotiales, Aspergillaceae. The transcript is spliced from 4 exons. Gene Ontology annotation, molecular function: zinc ion transmembrane transporter activity. The coding region runs from base 1 to 2664 and encodes 887 amino acids. Gene Ontology annotation, biological process: transmembrane transport; intracellular zinc ion homeostasis; zinc ion transport. The record is from RefSeq and is a predicted model, not a curated record.
AUGUCGACGGGGCCGCCGCCUUUUGCUGCGGACCUUGCUCCUCCAUCGAUAUCAAAUGGUCACACUCACAGCCACAGUCGUGGUCGCGGACACAAUCGGUCCCGCUAUGGACACACGCCGCCCCCUCCUCUGUCCCUCGGAGGAUCAAAUGUGAACGGAUCGACUAUUCCAGAGACAACGACGGCCACGAAUGGAAGCUAUGCUUAUGGCCAUGCCUCUCACAAUUCGACAUCCCAUAUGCACCAGCACACGGACUCCCACUCGUCAUCGCACGUCCAUCACGACCACGAUCACGACCACGGCCAUAACCAUAGCCACAGCCACAGUCAUAGCCAUGCCCACGCGCAUGCUCAAAACCACAGCGUAGCCUCUAUUCAUGAUGUGUCGCAUGAUCACGAUGUGAAGCCGAUGACAACAAGCUAUACGGAUAGCCGUCCCAACCAACUACAUGAGAUUCUUGCUGGUGCUCUUAUCGCAUCCCCUUGGAUUGCACUGUCUUGGUAUCCACGGAAGUGCGCAGAAGCGUGUCAAGCUCCCAGCGCCGCGGCGAAAGCUAGUUCAAUGGGAAUCGGACAAGCUGGACAGAAGGCUAGCGUCCUGACCGCAUUCGCCCUCAUAAUCUUUGGAGGGGUGCAACUUCUGCGGAAGAAUCAAGCAAACGGCCCCGCUUCGUCUGUAAAGUCCCCUGCACUUACGGUCAAGACUGCGCAGGCAGCAUUCUUGCAAGUGGUUGCCAUCGGUUUACCGAUUUACGCCGCAAUGAAAGUAGGUGGAUUUUUGGUUGCCUUUGCGUUGCUCCUUGCAACUGCGUCGGGAGUCCCGAAUUUAGUACAAGGAAACCUCCGCAGUGCAGCCUCUGAGAAGUAUAGCCGAAAGAAGUUGACAAUUGCGCUUCUGGGUUUCGUGAUGGUAUUGAGUUUCUUUGGUUUGAACAAGCCAUGGGACUCUUCCCCAUUCAUGGGAUAUCUAGCGCUUUUGAUAUCCGUCUUUGUACUUUCUCCGCCCUUCCCAUCUCUUCGCCACCAAGGGCCUAUUCCCGAGCCUGGUCUUGUUGCGGAAUCGAUAUCCAAGACAAAAUCAUCCGCGGUGAACCAAGCAGGUAUUGUGGUCACGACGGAUGCUCCUUUAGCUCUGCUUUCAGGGUCAGGUUUGCUUAUUUUGGCUGCAAUGUUCUCCCGUGGGCUACCAUUCGAGCCAUCGGAUUUGAUCUACAUGCUCGUGCCUAGUGGACUGUUGGCGAUCUCCUUGAUGUUCUCAUUCCCAAGUGGCAUUCGUUCUCCUAACAAAAAUGGCUUGGCCAUCUGCACUGGAGCCGCAGCUCUCCUUUGCUCGCCUCAUAUUCGAGAUGAAAUUGUGCCCGUUUAUGCGGCACGCUGCGUCUUGACCGGCAUCUCAUUCUUCGCUUCAAAGAUGGAUGAUAGCCACCUUCGACUUAAUGAUCAAUCACACAAUCACAAUCAUCAUUCUCACUCACAUUCCAUAGCCCCGGAAUCCACAACUCGAGUCACAAAAUGGCUUAUUCACCGCAGUGAAGCAUAUCCCCUACUUCAUAGCAUUGUUAGAGAAAAGGAUUCUCGCAGUAUUUUCUACUUUAUGUGUCUCAAUUUCGCAUUCAUGCUUGUCCAGUUAUCAUACGGCUUCAUUACUGGAUCACUCGGACUUCUUAGCGACAGCAUUCACAUGUUUUUUGAUUGUCUGGCUCUGGUAGUCGGUCUUUGUGCUGCAGUGAUGAGCAAGUGGCCACCAAAUGCUAGCUUUCCAUACGGUUACGGCAAGGUCGAUACAUUGUCUGGCUUUGCUAAUGGCAUCUUUCUCAUGAUUAUCAGCGUGGAGAUCAUAUACGAGGCUGUAGAAAGGCUCUCCUCGGGUAGCGAAAUGCACCGCAUCGGUGAAUUACUGGCUGUCAGCUUUGCCGGACUCCUCGUCAACCUGGUUGGUAUUUUCAGCUUCGAGCACGGUCACCACCACGGCCAUGACCAUGGCCAUGACCACUCUCAUGGUAACGAAAACAUGCAUGGUAUCUUCUUGCACAUUCUUGCCGACACACUGGGCUCUGUGGCUGUAGUAAUCUCCACCAUUCUUGUGCAUUACUCUGGAUGGUCCGGUUACGAUCCUCUGGCCUCAUGCUUCAUUGCGAUUUUGAUCUUUGCCUCUGCCGUUCCGCUAGUCAUUAGUACAGCCAAGACUUUGCUUCUGGCUUUGCCUGCGGAUACAGAAUACAAUGUGCGUGAAACGCUUGCUGGAGUCAGUACAUUACGGGGUGUUGUUGGAUAUACUGUGCCAAAGUUCUGGCUCGACGAUACUGGGCCCUCUGCGGAGCAUUCUCACGAUCACGAUCAUUCUCAUGGCCAGGCAAGCUGUGGUCAUGCCGAGCCUCAUACUCACUCUCACAGUCACGACCAUGAACAUAGUCACGACCACCAUGAACACCAUGACCAUGGCCACGACCACGCCCACGCCCACGACCAUGAUCAUGAUCAUGAAGCCAAAGCACAAAAACUUUUCGGUGUGAUUCAUGUCAUUGCCUCCCGUGGUUCUGAUCUCGAAGAUGUGCGCCAGAGAACGGUGAGCUAUCUCAAAGACAAAGGCAUGGAUAUUGUGGUCCAGGUAGAACGUGAUGGAGAAGGCCGUUGUUGGUGUGGUGGAGGCACCAAAACCUCUUGA